AUGUCCACUCCCUUCGACCUUCGCAACCCCGGACGUCCAAUCCACGUCGGCGUGGUCUUGCUAAACACGGUAACCGAGCACCUCGACAUCGCCCCAGUCGGCUUCUUCCACAACAUCAGCAAAGACUUUAUCAAAACCCUCCCCCCAUUCGCCAUGACUGAUGAGGUCAGAUCCCAAGCCCUAGAUUUCGUCACCCACUGGGUAACCGAAGACGGCAAAACCCCCGGUGUCCUCAGCGGAAACCUCAAAGUCAUCCCCACGGACUCCUUCACCACCUGCUCUCCACUAGACAUAAUCCUCAUCGGCGCCGGCCAAACAGGCUACCAAGCGACCGAGACAGAAAAAGCCUUCUUGAGAAAAUGCUACAGCGAAUGUUCCGCCUUCCUAUCCGUCUGCGGCGCGUCCGACGCCCUCCUAGCUACUGGUAUCCUCGAAGGCAAGACAGCCACAGGACCGCGCUCUUUUCUGCCGUUGUUCCGACAGAUAGCGCCUGGGACGAACUGGGUGGAGAAGAGAUGGGUACGGGAUGAGAAGAUCUGGACUACGGGGACGUUGUUGAAUGGGCUGGAUAUGAUUGCGGCGUUUGGGACGGAAAUGUGGGGUGGUGAGGGGUCGUUGGUGGAACAUAUGCUUACACUUGCGAUCCAUGUCGGACCCGCAAGAUCCGGUACGCCUGUCGAAGGUAAGCAUGAAGUGCCGAGGAUCAUAUGUUUUGUUUACCAUGCUGAAUUGCGCAGAUGCGCAAAGCUCGGGUACAUGUGUACGGUUACAGGGAGCCCCCCAUUAACGACCGCCAGAAGUGAAAAGAGCCCUAAGACCCGAGAUGUGGGGGCUACUCCUCAUCCCCCAUCCAGUAGUGACGAUCUUGUCUCAAAUCUAUUCCAAGACAAACCCAGAGAGAAAGACCAAGUAAUGCAGCUACGGGAACUACAUCGCGGUCUAUUACCAGGUCACACCACAGACGACGGGAAUCCUCCUACACCCAUACAUACACCACCCAGUAUCAGUGAGACUGUAGACUGCGAACCCAAGUCCAUAAAAAUAAACCUCAGUAUGCAAGAAGCCGAAGAACUACUACACCAAUUCAACCAGCGAAGGACAUACUUCCCAUUCAUUUCAAUACCCAAAGACACCACAGCAUCCUCAAUGGCGACAUCUCAACCGUUCUUAUUACUGGCCAUUCUAACUAUCUCCUUAACGCGGAAACCACUUCUACAGAAGCGACUCGACGAGCGGUUCCGCCGCGUGCUAAGUGAGAGAAUCAUUUUCUAUGGAGAAAAGAGCAUGGAUUAUGUCCAAGGUUUACUGGUUUAUAUGGCAUGGCGUCCAUUACAUAUCCGACCGCUGAGUAACCAGGGUUCGCAAUUCAUGCAGAUACUCGUGACUAUGAUAUCUGAUUUGAAACUCACGGAAAGAAUGCAUGAUGAGGGUGCCCGAGAUGUAUGUCUUGGGUGUUAUAGUCUUUCGUCUCUUGUAUCUGUUGGUUUCCGCCGACGCGGCGAUGAUACCGCAUACAGCUACCUCAAAGCAGCAAUUGAGUCCAAUAGCACACCGAACCAGCCAUACAACGAACAACUCCAACUCGCCAAACUUCAAAUUCUAUUCGAAGAAACAAUACGGUCUCAAACCGAAUGCAUCUCCUUAAAAUGCCCAAACACCAAAGACCAAAGACUUAAACAGAAAAUGGAAUCCCUCCGCCUAGAACUCCAAAUCUUCCAACGAGUGCAUACCCUCAACACCAGUACGUCCACCCCUACAUCCAAGAAACUAUAUACUAACACCCCCACCGUCCCUCUCCACCUCUCUACAUUAUCCCUAAAAGUCCACAUCGCCCUCCUCCCCUUCCGAAUCCUCAACCCAAAAUCACCCCUCAGACCCGAUCUCGACCAAGCCACCUCCUGCGCAACAGCUAUCCGCUCCUUUUUCGAAUACUUCCUCUCCAUUCCACAGGAGGAAUACAUCACUUUCUCGAUUCGAGAAUGGUGUCAGUUGAUACUAACUAUUAGUGCAUCAUCAUAUAUCUGUUUCUUACCCCUAGCACCUGGAUCUGGCCUCACGAGCCCCGAAUGGAUCGACUUCCAGGUUAAGACACGAUCAAAUAUGUUAAUUUACCUCGAGAGUCUUUCUCAUCGGAUGUGCAGUCUUUCUGUUACAAAGAGGGGAGAUACACCAGAUUUAUUUUUUAUGUUCAAGUCGGUGUUGGAUAUUGUGUUGCCGACGUAUGCUCCCGUCCAUGGGGGGUCUUCAGCCAUGAGGGAAGAGGAGAGCCUAAGGGAAGGAUCUCCAGAGAUGAGCGUGCCUACACGAUCGGCUACUUCGACCCGCUGUCCGAUGAUGAAUGGGAGUAUUCGACAGUCGGAGUUCUGGGAGGCUAUGGAGCAGAGUGAUCUGUACUUCGAAGGCUUGGGGAAUGGGAAUGGAGGGAAUGGAGGGAGUGGUGAGGAUAUGUGUUCGUUGGGGGUACCGGGGGUGGGCAGUCUGUUUGAUGAUUGUGGGGACUGGCCGAGUAUAUUUUCGGAGUGGGUUAAUAUUUGUAAUAGUUGA
Molecule: messenger RNA, 2544 nt
Organism: Aspergillus sclerotioniger CBS 115572
Lineage: Eukaryota; Fungi; Ascomycota; Eurotiomycetes; Eurotiales; Aspergillaceae
Exons: 8
Coding region: 1-2544 (847 amino acids)
Biological process (GO): regulation of DNA-templated transcription
Cellular component (GO): nucleus
Molecular function (GO): DNA-binding transcription factor activity, RNA polymerase II-specific; transcription cis-regulatory region binding
Source: RefSeq, a predicted model, not a curated record